AUGGAGUCCUCCGACGACGGGGGCUCCGGGCCGCCGGCGGCGGUGGGGAUGGGGAGUCCCGGCCCUUCGUCGGUCCCCGCGGCCGUUGGUGGUGCGAGUAGCGCACCUGGCGCGUCCGGAUCCGGGGAGAAGCCACCGGUGAAGCGCGUCAUGAAGACGCCCUACCAGCUGGAGGUUCUUGAGAGGACGUAUGCAGAGGAUUCGUAUCCAAACGAGACGAAGCGGGCGGAGCUGUCGGUGCAGUUGAAACUCACGGACAGGCAGCUGCAGAUGUGGUUCUGCCACCGCCGGCUCAAGGACCGGAAACCGCCGGCCAAGAGGCAGCUGAGGGACGAGGAGGUUAGCGUCCCAGUCAUAGCGCCGCCGCCGCCUGUGCUUCCGCCUCCAUUGCCACCCAGCGAGAUGAUAUUAGGGACUGUUGGAACCUAUGGUGAGCAGCUGCCGCCCUAUUCCAGGAGAGGGCCUGGCCGGUCAUCGGCUGUGCCUAGGCUAUCUGUGCCGGAGGUUGGGAGGAGAUACUAUGAGCCACCACAAGUUAUGCUGCCUCACAUGGCACCAGUGCACCUUACGCAAGCUGAGCACCAGGUGAUCGAUUCUGUGGAAGCACUUAUCGGGGAACCUUUGAGGGACGAUGGGCCAGUGCUUGGUAUUGAAUUUGAUCCACUUCCUCCUGGUGCAUUUGGCGCACCUAUCGUUCCUGUGCCACCAAAGCAGCCCUUCCGAUCAUAUGAGGCCAAGAUGUUUUCUGGGCAUGAUCCCAAACCCAUGAAGGCUUCGGCAUUCUUGCCUACCACAGACCCUUUACUUCCAAAUACAGGGAAACGAAAGUCCUUGGUUGGGUCUUCUCAUCUUGGCUCACAGGCAGUACAUGAAUACCAGUUUCUUCCUGAGCAGCCAAGUGACACAUAUGAGAGGGCAAGCCAGUCGCGCUUCUAUGAUGCUCCAGCAGAGGCGUCAAACUUGAGGGUAGCUCCUCUGUCUACAGGUUCACGCUUUCUACAUGGACUUGAGCAGGCACCUGGCUAUACGUUUCACAGUCAAUCAUCUGGUUCUAGCCAUUUGGCUCAACGUGGCAGAUCGCCCAUUGCAUCGGCAUUGACAGAUCAUGAGGGGGCUUUGUCAAAUAUUAAUGCAGCUCCAAUCCACGGCCAAUUUGGCAUACCUCAAGUUCCCGGAUUCGAAAGCUCCCUCGCAUCCUCUGAAAGAAUGGGAUAUCAUGAUGAUGAUACAUAUCGUGUGGACAGAAAGCGCAAGCAUAAUGAGGAAGCUAAGAUUGCUAGGGAGGUUGAGGCUCAUGAAAAGAGAAUCAGAAAGGAGCUUGAGAAGCAAGAUCUGCUGAACAAAAAGAGAGAAGAACAAAUGCGGAGGGAAACAGAGAGACUUGAUCGUGAGAGACGUAAGGAAGAGGAGAGGUUGAUGCGUGAAAGACAGAGGGAAGAAGAGAAAUUGCAAAGGGAACAAAGACGUGAACACAAGCGUAUGGAGAAGUUUAUGCAGAAACAAUCUAUAAGAGCUGAAAAACUAAGACAAAAAGAGGAGCUUCGACGAGAGAAAGAAGCUGCGAAGCAGAAGGCUGCUAAUGAGAGGGCUACAGCACGUAGAAUCGCGCGAGAGAGUAUGGAAUUGAUGGAAGAUGAGCGCUUAGAACUAUUAGAACUGGCCUCUCGUAGUAAAGGGCUGCCCUCGAUGGUUUCUCUUGAUAGUGACACAUUACAGCAGCUUGAUUCAUUUAGAGGAAUGCUGGGAAAGUUUCCUCCUGAAACUGUGAAACUGAAGGUGCCUUUUUCAAUAAAACCAUGGGCAGCUUCCGAGGAUAUUAUUGGAAACCUUUUGAUGGUUUGGAAGUUUUUGGUUACCUUUGGUGAUAUUCUUGGGCUUCCAUCAUUCACAUUGGAUGAGUUCGUGCAGGCUCUUCAUGAUUAUGAUUCAAGGCUCUUAGGUGAAUUGCAUGUUGCUCUGCUGAAAUCUAUCAUUAAAGAUAUUGAGGAUGUUGCCCGGACUCCUUCAGUUGCUUUAGGCGUAAAUCAGAGCAGUUCUGCUAAUCCUGGAGGUGGCCACCCACAAAUUGUUGAAGGGGCGUAUGCUUGGGGCAUCAACAUACUUAACUGGCAGCGCCACUUGAACUUUCUUACAUGGCCUGAAAUAUUGCGCCAAUUUGGUUUAUGUGCUGGUUUCGGGCCUCAGUUAAAGAAAAGUGAUGCUGAAAUUGUCCAUCACCGCGAAGAUAAUGAGAAAUCUGGACUGAGAGACCUUACAACAAAGUGCGCGCCGGAGUGUGAAGAAGUGGAGAAGGAUGUGGAUGAGGCUGAAAGGGAUGAGGAUUCUGAAUGUGAUGAUGCUGAUGAUGACGCUGAUGGUGAUGACGUGAAUAUUGAGGACAAGGAUGCCAAGUCUUCCCUAGUUGGAGCUCAAUAUGGUGCACAAAGUACAGUAGUUGGUGACAUAAAGAAAGAAUCAAACAGUGUGAUGAACACAUCAGUGCCACCAAGCAUUCAGAUUAAAUCUAGCGCAAGUGUACCAUUGCAUACUUUAGACAGUAAAGCAAGUUCAACAGAUCCAGAAGUUGGAGGUGAUGCUAAAGACACUGAGAUAGACGAAAGUAACCAAGGGGAGUCCUGGGUACAGGGGCUAGCUGAGGGUGACUACUGUGAUCUUAGUGUGGACGAACGCCUCAAUGCUUUGGUUGCGCUUAUUGGUGUUGCCACUGAAGGAAAUUAUAUCCGUGCAAUUCUGGAGGAACGCCUUGAAGCAGCAAGUGCUUUAAAAAAACAAAUGUGGGCUGAGGCACAACUUGAUAAGAGGCGUACAAGGGAUGACUUUACUAGUAAGACACAGUAUGAUUCUUGUGUGGGUAUGAAGGUUGAUACAGAUCAAGAAAAUGCUGCUGAAAGUACCCUUACGCCAGUGCAUAACCCUAUUAAAAACAAUAACGGAAAUGCCAGUUUGACGAACAAUGAUUUGCUUGUUGACAAGCAGAACCAGCUUAUUACUGGUGAUGUAUUUCAUCAGCGGAAUGGUGUAAGCCGAGAAUUGAGUAUUAACCCCGAAAGCUUGUCUGUUCAGCAAUAUGCUUCAUCUGAGAAAACUAGAUCUCAGUUGAAAUCCUUAAUAGGUCACAAGGCAGAACAGCUUUACGUGUACAGAUUGCUACCCCUUGGACAAGAUCGGAGACGGAACCGGUAUUGGCAGUUUUCUGCAUCUUCAUCAUCCUAUGACCCUGGUUCAGGAAGAAUCUUUUUUGAAUCUAGAGAUGGAUACUGGAGGGUCAUUGAUUCAUCUGAGGCGUUUGAUGCUUUGGUAGCUUCCCUUGAUACUCGUGGCAUCCGUGAGUCACAUCUGCACUCAAUGUUGCAAAGUAUCGAGCCAACUUUUAAGGAAGCUGUUGAGAGGAAAAAGUGUGCUAGUUUAGAACACACAACUGGUCGGACUUUGAAAAAUGGAAGUAAUGAAAGUCCAAACUGCAACAAUGAGUUUGGAAGUCCAUGCAGUACCCUUUCUGGUGUUGCUUCUGAUAAUCUUAUGGCAUAUUCAGAUACUUUCAAGAUAGAGAUUGGGCGCAAUGAAGCCGAGAAAAAUUCUAUCUCGAAAAGGGCUUCCGUGUUUCUGAAAUGGAUGUGGAGAGAGUGCUAUGGUCACCAAUCCACAUACGCCAUGAAAUAUGGAAAGAAGCGGUGCCCUGAGUUGAUUCAAUCUUGUGACCAUUGCUACCAGAUAUACUUAGCUGAAGAAAGGCACUGUCCUUCUUGCCACAAGACAUUCAAACCCAUUUACAAUUUCUUGGAGCACUCAUCACAAUGUGAAGAAAAACAGAGAACAGAUCCUAAUUGGAAGACGCAAAUUGUGGACUUUUCUGUACCUGUAGGAUUGAGAUUGCUGAGGCUGCUCUUAGCUACCAUUGAGGCUUCAGUACUGGCAGAAGCUCUCCUACCUUUUUGGACGGAUGGGUAUCGAAAAUCUUGGGGUGUGAAGUUGUAUUCUGCAUCAUCUGCCGAAGAAGUCUUGCAGAUGCUUAGUGUGCUGGAAGGUGCAAUAAAGCGAGAUUACUUAUCAUCUAACUUUGAAACAACAACUGAGUUGCUUAAUUCAAAAACACAAGAUGCUACCCAGAAUUCAGUUGGAGGUUCUGCAUCUGCCACUGUACUUCCAUGGGUUCCUGACACUACCGCUGCUGUCGCCUUAAGAUUGUUAGACUUGGAUACUUCCAUCUCAUACGCACUUCAUCCAAAGUUGGGUUCAAAUAAGGAGCAAGAAGCUGGAGAUUUCAUGGAUGGAGCGUUGCUAACUAACAGCAAUGGUCGUAGAGGUCGUGGACGGGGAGGUAGAGGAGGUAGCAGGGGAGGUAGAUCUCGUGGUCGUGGUGGUAGGAUUCCCAGGGGUAUUGGCAGCUCUUCCAGGAUUCAGUCCAGGGAUGACAAUAGUGUGCCCUAUGGGAGAGCCCCUCGAAAGAAUGCACGCGGUGGGCGUAACCGUGGCCGUGGCUGUGGACCUCGAACUGUUAGACCUCGGCAACCAUCCGAGCUCAGUGCCAGAUCAAUUCCAAAGGCAAACCUAUUGGGCAGCUUUAGUAUGUUAAGUAAGGCAAAUCACACUGGCACUAUGCAUUCUCCUGAGAGCUCAGGUGCAGAAGAGUGGGCCUUGGAGAGAAGGGAAUAUGUCAAGGAUGAUGAUGACAAUUCGGUUUCUCAAUCUGACGAGUCAGAGGAGGAAAAUGGUGAGCCUAUGAACGAGGAAUAUGAUGAGCAGAUUUCAGUCUAUCCAAGGGACAAUUCGGAGUCCAGCCCUGUACAAAUGAUGGAUGAUGCGAGUGACGAUAACGAUGAGGAUGCUGAAGGAGAUGAGGGUGAGGAUGAUGGAGAGGACUAUGAAGCUGAAAAUCCUGCUGGUGAUGAGGAUGACGAUGUUGAGAUGGGUGGGGAUGAUGACAUUCGGGACGACGACGAUGACGAUGGUGGAGAUGGAGCAGCCAACGCAGAUGAGGAUGAAGGUGAUACAUCAUCAUAUUCUUCAGAGUAUAGUGAAUGA
Molecule: messenger RNA, 5022 nt
Organism: Miscanthus lutarioriparius
Lineage: Eukaryota; Viridiplantae; Streptophyta; Magnoliopsida; Poales; Poaceae
Source: the annotation of a GenBank genome assembly